Molecule: messenger RNA, 2910 nt
Organism: Atta colombica
Lineage: Eukaryota; Metazoa; Arthropoda; Insecta; Hymenoptera; Formicidae
Gene: Ddr
Product: discoidin domain-containing receptor 2-like
Exons: 18
Coding region: 199-2910 (903 amino acids)
Biological process (GO): multicellular organism development; cell surface receptor protein tyrosine kinase signaling pathway; protein phosphorylation
Cellular component (GO): signaling receptor complex
Molecular function (GO): collagen binding; ATP binding; protein tyrosine kinase collagen receptor activity
Source: RefSeq, a predicted model, not a curated record
UUUUCGCGAGUGUUGUGUGUGUGAAUGUGUGCAUUGAAGGAAGCUGAGAGGAGGAGGAGGCCUGGAAGGCAUCGAGCAACGGCGGAGCAACCUUGGUUACAUCACGAUCAAAACUCCGCUGCGCAUCGUACCGGACAUCGACACGAGCCUGUAACCACCUUGCGACCAUCACGAUGCCAGGAACGUGCUUGAUGACCGAUGCGGUCAGGACAGCGGAUAGUUAGUGAUGAGGAGGAGCAAGUUAUCGGCGUGCCGACGGCCCGAGUCACUAGUAACAUGCCAGUCCUUGGUCCAAGCGUCGAUUCAACUUCACUUCGAGGACUUCUGAUCGCCAUCUUCAUCCUAUUGUCCCUGCCGCGUUGUCGCUGCACAGAUCUAGGACAAUGCACUACGGCGUUAGGCAUGGAGAGCGGAGAAAUCCCUGAUGAAGACAUCUCGGCAAGUUCUAUGUACGAUCCUAGCCUCGGACCGAAACAUGCCAGGUUGCGACAAGACAGGGGUGGCGGCGCUUGGUGCCCAAGAAAUAUGGUAACCAAGGAAGGCAAGGAGUACCUGGAGGUGAAUCUGCAUACUCCGCGUUUACUGACGUCUACCAAAACGCAAGGCAGAUUCGGCAAUGGCAACGGGGUCGAGUACACCGAGGAGUACUUUGUCGAGUAUUGGCGGCCAGGGUUCAACAAGUGGGUGCGAUGGAGAAAUCGACGUGGCAUAGAGCUUUUGGUGGGCAAUAACAAUCCAUAUUCGGAGGAGGAACAAAUCUUCGAUCCAGCUGUAAUCGCAACAAAAAUCCGUUUUAUCCCUUACACCUCUCAUAUGCGCACAGUAUGUAUGCGCGUAGAGCUUUACGGCUGUUCAUGGACAAAGGGUCUCGUUUCGUAUUCCAUGCCCCAAGGAAUCAAGAGGGGUUCCGAGGUUGACCUUUCCGACAGGACAUACGACGGCCGCGAAGAAGCGGGUUACCUCUCCGGGGGACUUGGUCAACUUGUCGACGGGCAAAAGGGUCCCGACAACUUCAGAUUGGACGUCAGUGGUAACGGAAAGGGAUACGAAUGGGUCGGCUGGCGAAACGACACACCCAACAUGCUUGGACGUCCGGUGGAAAUAACUUUCGAGUUCGACUACUCGAGGAACUUCACUGCCAUACAUCUACACAUGAACAAUUACUUCACGAAGGACGUGCAGGUUUUCUCGUACGCGAAGGUCUAUCUCGGCACAGGUGGCAACCAGUUUACCGGCGAACCUGUCCAUUUCUCUUACAUACCUGAUCAAGUUCUUGAACAGGCGCGCGAGGUCACCAUAAAGCUGCAUUCGCGCGCCGGCCGCUUCCUAAAAUUGCAGCUCUACUUCGCCGCACGGUGGAUCAUGCUCAGCGAGGUAAUCUUCGAAUCAGUUAUCUCCGAAUGGAACAAUACCGAAGACGAGGAGGCGAAGAACAAGAGCGCUAUUGUACUGGCGACCGGCAGCCCCUAUCAAAAUAACGAGGGUCCACUGCAGAGAGAUGAAGUGAAGGCUACUUUUAAUAAGGAGGAAAGCAAAGAUAACACCUGUGCAUUAAUGAUAACGCUCGAUAUUUGGCCACAGGUCUCCGUGCCAGAGGAGGGCGAGGACAAAGGACCAAUUUGCCCCCCGCUUCCGGCGCAGUACCAUCCAGCCACUUACAGCACGACAACGCCGCAAUUACACAAAACCGUCACGGAUUACACCGGAAUCAACGAGGUGCAGCCGGUUAUUCCGCUCCUGCUUAACUCGACGAUCAAUCUUGCCAGGCCAAUUCCGGCGGUCCAAGAAUAUCCAUCUAACCCACCACCCAUACCGCCCCCGCCGGAAAAGUAUUACGCCAGCACGGAGAUCUGUAAGAGUCCUCUACCACCACUGCCACCUUCGCCAACACCAAGUACACCACCGCCAAUGAGUGCGAAAGCCUCUAGCAGUGUAACUAGCUAUAGUCCGGAAGAUAUGUUAACGGAAGAAGAGGAGGAGAUACCUGAGUGUGUCCUUGAUUUUCCACGGGAAAAACUCAACAUCGUUGAAAAUCUUGGCUGUGGAUACUUCGGCGAUGUUCAUCUCUGCGAAGUUGACAGGUUUCCUGGAUACGAUGAGAUUUUCAGAAACACCUCCAGCGAUUUAGUUAUUGUUAAAUCCUUGAAACCAGGAUCUUCUGACGCUCUUAGGAUAGAAUUUCAACAGGAGGCAAAGAGACUGGUACGACUCGCCGAUCGAAAUGUCGCGCGGCUACUCGGUGCCAGCCUUGAGAACGAUCCCAUGUGCAUCGUAUUGGAAAACGGCGAGUAUGGGGAUUUGAAUCAAUAUCUGCAAAGUCACAUCGCCGAAACUUCAAACUUGCACACGGCUAAGACGCUUAGUUUCGGCACAUUGGUUUACAUGGCCACGCAAAUAGCAUCCGGUAUGAAGUAUCUCGAGGAAAUGGACUUCGUGCAUCGGGAUCUCGCCACAAGAAAUUGUUUAGUGUGCCGCGGAUGUACGGUUAAAGUAUCUGAUUUGGGUAGCGGACGAAGCGCAUAUGCGGCGGAUUACUUCCGUGUCGAAGGACGUCCUCCAUUACCGAUUCGAUGGAUGCCAUGGGAAUCAAUGCUAAUGGGAAGACACACGUGCAAAGGCGACGUCUGGGCGUUUGCCGUCACGCUGUGGGAAAUACUGACAUUCGCGCGGGAGCAACCGUUCGAGGAGUUUUCGGAUCAUCGAAUAGUGGAGAAUGCGACUUAUUUUUAUCAAGAGGAUGAACGAAGGAUGAUACUACCGCUGCCAAAAAACUGUCCCAAAGAAAUCUACGAUCUGAUGCGCGAAUGCUGGCAGAGGAACGACGUCGACCGACCAAACUUUCGCGAGAUUCACCUGUUCCUGCAACGAAAAAAUCUCGGUUAUAAACCCGGUGAGUCAAACGAUACUUGA